AUGAAUAAAGUUGAAUUGCCAUCGAAUUUGCAAAUCUCAAAUUUUUUGUAAAAUGAAAUACAAAAAACUGAUAAAUAUGUUAAAUAGCAUGAAAAAGAACUCAAUACUCUGUCAAAAUACUAAAAAAUAAUAUCAUAAAACUGUCAAUCCAAUAAAGAGAAACUAUCUCAAUUAUUUGUAAAAUAAUUUGAACUUGAUUAACAUCUAAAACAAAAAAAUAAUCAAGUAAUCUAUUCGUGUUAGGUUUAGUUAAAAAAGAAGAGAUACAUCAAUGAGUAAAGUGGUCUUUAAGAACAAAAAGAAAAAAAUUAUUUAUAAUAAUUGGAUUCUUAUUGGAGCUAUCAACAAAACUUUUAUCCAAAUAUUGACUAUAUGUCUGACUCAGUUGACAAAUCUCGGCAAUAAUUAAUUCAAUAUUACGAGCAUAAAUUAUCUCUAGAAGAUAACUAAUUAGAAAGGAAUUAAAUAAAAUAAAAAAUAUUUUCAUUAAAAGAGGCCUAAAUUAAAUAUGAUAAAUGUAAAAGCAUUGAAGGUAGAAUUAAGAAAGCAGAAUAAUUAAGAACGGAGAGAUUUGACACUUCAGUAGAAAAAAUAAAAAAACAUGAAAAGCAUAUAAUGGAUGUGAUAUAUCAGAACUAAAUGUUAAGCGAAAGAAAGUCUCAUUAUUUUAAAGAUAAACUUCAUAGACUAGAGGAGAAACUAUGUUAAUCUGAAUUAGAAUAAGGAAAGAAAAGAUUAGAUUAAGUUCAAAAAGCCUUCUAAAAAGAUAAUCAUAGAUUAUAAGUUUAUAAGUAUACAAUAAUAGGUAAAAGUAAAUUGUGA
This is a messenger RNA of Paramecium tetraurelia, 822 nucleotides long. RefSeq lists its product as uncharacterized. NCBI's taxonomy places the organism in Eukaryota, Ciliophora, Oligohymenophorea, Peniculida, Parameciidae. The record is from RefSeq and is a predicted model, not a curated record. The transcript has 3 exons.